Messenger RNA from Xenopus laevis (African clawed frog), 14063 nucleotides. It is a transcript of the gene pcnt.L, whose product is annotated as pericentrin L homeolog. The coding region runs from base 328 to 13797 and encodes 4489 amino acids. Gene Ontology annotation, biological process: signal transduction. The record is from RefSeq and is a predicted model, not a curated record. Gene Ontology annotation, cellular component: centrosome; microtubule organizing center; cytoplasm. The transcript is spliced from 51 exons. Lineage: Eukaryota; Metazoa; Chordata; Amphibia; Anura; Pipidae. Gene Ontology annotation, molecular function: molecular adaptor activity.
UCAGCGUACGGAAACAUAAUCUAUCGGAACUUUUUUUAAGCAACUCCGGAAGUAUGUGUUGGUUCGCGCUCUGAUUCCCGCUCGUAAUGUUUAUCAGUUCCCCGGAAACUGAAUUCAAAAGUUAGACUUGGACAUUAGAAACAGAGCGAGAGAGCUUGCUAACUUCAGACAACGAAAAGCAAAAGGGCAGGUCUCAAAUCCGCAGGAAAAGACGCAGAAGGGGAAGAAUUCGUCUAUUUACUCGUAUGACGUUUCGCAGGAGGAGAGCUCGAUAAAUGCUGCAGACUGUUUCCCACAUGAACUAGAAUUUAAAGGUCGUAACAAGAGAUGAGCUUGGAAUACAGCUCACUGACUUUGGCAGGUUAUCAUGAAAUGUCUGAUGUGGAAGAAGGUGAUCACAUGAACCGUGAAACUUUUGAUAUACAUGGAGAAGAUGAAACAGAGACUGAGAAUGAAUCACACCAACUGCAAAAGCAGGUGGUACACACUUCUAUUAAUGACUGCAAUGAUAUGACCCAGUUAUCUAGUAACUUGCAGCAGGAACUGCAGGGCUGUCUGCAAAUGCUAGAGGAUCCUGCACCUCUGUCUAAUCCAAUACAUACCAUGGAGGGUCAGCUGCAUGAUGCAGCUAAAGAUAAAGAGAAGCAAGUAGCAAAACUGGAAAACCUAAUGCAGGAAAAAGAAAAGAAACUUACAUUUUUGCAGGAAAAGUUGGAAAUAUCUGAAAAAUCUGUGUUUGUUCUGAAGCAGGAACUUUCUGAGAGCAAUGUUGAAGUGGUUAAACUUCAACAUAAAUUAUCUGGGUUCAUACAUCCAGGAACACUACAAGUUGAAAAAAGUAGUGUUGGUAUGGAUAAGGAGCAGGAACUUGCCAGUACUGGGGAAGAUAGAUUUCAGUUUCUUACUUCAGUAAUAACAGAUUUAAGACAAAAGCUUGAACACUCUGAAAGUCUUUGUCAUGAUUUGUCUAAGAAACUUCGGGAUCAAAUGUUGGAAUUUGAGAGGGAGAGAGUGUGUUUGGAACAUAAGCACAAUGAUAUAGUCACUAAUUUCAAGCUACAGUUGCAGCAUGCUGAACAGCACGCACGGGAGGCUGCUGCACAUGACAAACAAGAGAAAGAACAUUUAAAUGAGGAGCUUCGUACUCUUAAAGACAAGUUGAGGUUAGAGUCAGAAAGUAACCAGACUUUAAAGAUGCGACAUGACCAAGAUGUACAAUUCUAUAUCACAAAAUUGCAGAGUUUAGAGAGAGAGCAAGAACUGCAUGAAAAGCUGGCCCAUUCCAGUUCUGUGGAGUUGGAAAAAGAGUCUAGUGAUAUGUCUGAUAAGGGCUCUAAGCAUGCACUAAAAGGAGACUACUUCAGGCAUGAGCUUGAAGAUCUGAAGAAAAACUUAAAUCGUGUCAAAGCCAGGAAAGAUAAUGACAACUAUGAAACAGCCCUGCAUCAUCUAGAAGAUCACGAUGAUGGGGCGUUGAGUCCUUUGUCUGAUACUCUGGACUGUAUGGACAAGUACUUGGUCCCAAGUGCAAGCGUAGAAUCAGACAGCCAGGAACACGCUCAUUUUGAGUUAGACAGUGACUUUGUGUUGGAACAAAGUCUCAGCUCCUUAACAGAAGAGAGUGUUAAUCUUCUCUCUUCCCCGAUGGCAAUUACAAAUGUCUUGGCAGGAGGGGCUUCCCUUGGGACAUCUCUGGAUCCUGAAUAUUUUGCAGUCUAUCUUUCCAGCAACCUAAGGUCUCCUGCACCUUACAAUGAAUUUAGCACCAUGUGCGAUGAAAGCUUGCUACAGAAGUGUGCAGUUCUUGUUGAACAGCUGAAUGAUAAAGAGCAGCAGUUACAGGAGUGUUCUUCUGCCCUGGAGGAAGCACUUGUAAAAUGGUCAGAAGUGACAAAUGAACUGGCUGCUGCAAAACUUGAAUUAAAUAUUGAAAAAUCCAAAGGGGGUGAUUUUAAAAAACACGAGCUGAUUGUGGAAGAGCUUCAGAGCGAAAGGGAUUCCCUGAGGAAAAAAAUAAUUGCUUUAGAAACCAAGAGCAAUGUACAAGAUCCAAACAAUUGUGGAGAAAAACUGUACCAUGACAGCGAGAUUCUUAAAAAUCCCUUGUUAACAGAAGACAAUUUAACACAGUUACUGGUUGAAAAGAAAAUCCUUCAAAGCAAACUAUCUAAUGUAGAGCAGGAACUUGAGAAAGCCCUUGAGUUUUGUAAUGAACUGAAAACAGACAAUGCCAAACUCAACCAAAUGCUUCAGGAUGUUCAGAAAUCAAGAGAAUGUGACCAUCAGGAAUAUGACAACAAACUCAAUGCCAAAGGGGUUGAGCAGCAGCUUCUCUACCAGACCAUUAAGGAGAAAGAAGCAGGGUUCCAUGAAAGGGAAAGGAGUUUGCAAGAGGAAGUCUGUGUUUUAAAGCAGGUGAAGGCAGAGCUGGAGAACAGAUCGCAGGCAGAGGUUGAACAUCAAAAUGCUGAUUUCCAAAAGUCAGAGCAUCACAUGCAAAUGGAGGCUUUGCGUCUGAGUCUGACCAACAUGCAUACUGCACACCUAGAGCUUUGCCAGACCAACCUGCAGAGAGAAAAAGAAGAUGCUCUGGUGCAGCUGCGUGAGCACCUGAAUGAUAAGCGGUCGCAGGAUGUAGCACUUCUUCAGGGAAGGCAUCAGUUUGAAGUGGAAAAACUGAAAAGCCAACAUGCAGAGGCCAUGGAAAAUCUGGUGGUUCAGCAUUCUCAGGAACUGGAAACCAUGCAAGGGGAAAUAAUGCAGCUAAAGGAAGCCCAAUCACAAGAGAUACUCCAUCUACAGAAACAAUAUGAGAAAAAAAUGGAUGGCCUACAAGAGGAGCAUUCCCAGGAGUUAGAAGAAUGGAAGGAAAAAAUGGAAAACAUGCACCAGCAGGAAUUGGCAAGUAUAAAUGAGACAAUGCUGAAUGAAAUGUUACUACAACAUCAGGAGGAUAUGGAGAACCUAAAAUUGCAGUUGCAGAAUGAAAGAAAGCAUUGUGAUGAGCUAACUGUACAGAACCAGAAUGAGGUAUCCAUUUUGCAAUCUGAACUUGAUCAACUCAGAGAGGAGAUGCGGAAGCUUCUACAGGACACUGAUAAAGAGAAAGUCCAAAACAGUGAGUCUGACCAUGAAAAGCAGUUAAUUAUGCAGCUUCUGCAGGAGCACCCUGAAGGAGAACUUGACAUCAGCACGGCAAAUAGAAGUAACAUUCAGAUUCCCAAACAGGAAGGUGGGUACUAUGAGAUUAGAUCCAGUGUAGACAUCCAGCUUCUCUGGUCUCAGCUAGAUGGAUCUCGUGCCAGUCGUCAGGAGCUAAUAGAACUAAAGGAGCAGCUUUUAGCCCGAUCUGCUCAAGUCGAAGAGAUUGGGAGACUUAAACAAGACUUUGAGCAGCAGAGGCUGCAUAUAAAAGCAGAGCAUGAGAAGGAAAUGGAAGAACUGAGAAUAUACUUUGAACAAAAGUCCCGAAUGACAGAAGAGAACUACAGAGAGGAACUAGAGAUGCUGUUACAGCGCCUACGAGAAAUAAAGGAUGAAGACAAGGAGGAGCUACCUCAUCAGAGCAGCUCCCUCCUUGCUUUAGACGUGGCAUCAGAAAAUGAACAAAGUCAUCUAUUACAGCAGCUGACUGAUGAACUGUUGCAGCAUAAGGAAGAACUCUCCUACUUACGGCAUCAGUCUGAGGAGAAAAACAAACGGGAUCUGGAAAACCUGCAUGCAUCUUUGUCCCUUCAGUAUGUAUCUGAAAUUCAGUCUCUACAAAUGAAACACUCUUUGGAGCAAGAGCAGCUGAAGGCUAGACUGUCUGAGGAGCAUCUUAGAGAAAUGACAAAGUUGGGAUCAAACACCGUUUGUGAUAAUAGUCACCUUAUGGGAGCUGAAGUAGAUGAGAAUAUGCAGUGCUUUGAAGAUGAUUAUCAGGCAUGGCAUUUUCCUCUGCCACCAAAUCAUUAUGCUGUUAAACUGGACAACCCAUUGGAGCAGUCCGAUGUGGUUGAGCAGCUUGUCCCAGAACAGGGAGACAAAUUGCAAUGUGUCUUAAUGGAAAAUAAGGAUCAGAUCUGUCAGGCAGAGACACAUUUGAUGCCUGAAGACGCAACCUGCAGCAUCCCUAAUACAGGCAACUCUGAGAAUGGCAUUAGCCUGCAAAAUGAAAGUUGCCAUCUCCUUUAUGAAAAACGACACGAUAAAGAGCUUCUGUUGCUAAAGGAUCAACAUGCUAAAGAACUGGAAUCGCUGAAGCAACAAAUGUCUAUAGAGUUGGCAGAGAUCACAAAAAACAUACAAGCAGACUAUGACUGUGCACUGAAGGAGGCUCAAAAAAGGUUCAAACAAGAGCUGCGGGAAAACCCUGAUGAAUUACAAAGUCUCUGGAGAGAGCUUCACGAGAAAUUAGACUCUGAAAAAUACCAGGAUGGUUCAGGUGACCAUGUAUCAGUCAGUCCCAAGGGCUCUUUGGGGCAGCAUAAAGAGUUACUUGGCAACAGUAUGUCUGACAUGCAGCAGCAUGAGAAUAUGCUCAUUGUUGAUGUGGCAGACCAAAAGUAUCAUUUGAAAUCAGAAUUCAAUGCAGAUGUGUUGCAUCAUGAACCCAAAGAAAAGAUAAUCAGUCAGCUAUUAGAAAUACAAAAACAGUAUGGGGACCUCCGUGCCCAUGUCACUGAGCUACAGUUACAGAAUGGAGAAGAGCUCAACAAAACGGUGUCUGAGCACGAACAGGUGCUCAGCAAACCUAUAUCAGUGAUGAAACAAAAGUAUGAGGAAGAGCUCAGCAAUGUUGUGUCUCAGUUGCAACUGCUGCACACGGAGGAAAGUCCUGUGUCUGAGCUACAAAUGCAAAAUGAACAGGAACUUCACAGACCGGUUUUUGAGCUGCAACACCAGGAAGAUGUAAACAACCAAAUGUCUGAACUGGAGCACAAAAAGGAACUUUCCCCCCUGAUAUCAGAGCUGCAAAAGCAACAUGAUGAGGAGUUCAAUAACGUGUUCGGACUGCAAAGGCAACACCAGGAGGCGCUCAACAACUGUGUGUCCAAACUGCAGCAGCAACAUGAAGAGGAGCUUGACGGCCAUAUAUCUGAUCUGCAACAGCAAAACGAAAAGGAGCUCAGCAACCGUGUGUCUCAACUGCUACAGCAGCAUGAGGAGGAGCUUAACAACAAGCAAAUGCAACAUGAGGAACUUGACAACCAUGUGUCAGAACUGCAAGACCAGAACGAAAAGGAGCUCUGCAACCAAGUGUCUGAAUUGCAAAGGAAACAUGAAAAGGAGCUAAAGAACAAGAAAAAGCAGCAUGAGGAGGAGCUUGACCACCGUGUGUAUGAACUGCAACUGCUACACGAGAAGGAGCUCAACAACCGUGUGUCUGAACUGCAACAACAACAUGAGGAAGAAUUCAACAAACGUCUGUCUGAACUGCAACAACAACUUGAAGAGAAGCUCAACAACCGUGUGUCUGAUCUGCAAAGGGAACAUGAAGAGGAGCUUAAGAACAAGAAAAUGCUGAAUGAGGAGCAGCUUGAACACCGUUUGAAUGAACUGCACUUGCUACAUGAGAAGGAACUUAACAACCGCGUGUCUGAACUGAAACAGCAACACGAGGAAGAACUAAACAACCGUGUAUCUGAAUUGCAACAACACCAGGAGGAGCUCAACAACCGUGUGUCUGAUCUGCAAAGGGAACAUGAAGAGGAGCUAAAGAACAAACAAAGGCAGCAUGAGGAGGAGCUUGACAACUGUAUGUUGGAACUGAAACAGCAACAUGCCGAAGAAUUCAACAAACAUGUGUCUGAACUGCAACAGCAACAUGAAGAGGAGCUCAACAACAAUGUGUCUAAACUGCAAAGGAAACAUGAAAAGGAGCUAAACGACAAACAAAGGCAACAUGAGGAGGAGUUUGUCAACAGAGUAUCUGAACUGCAACAGCAACACGAGAAAGUGCUCAACAACCGUGUGUCCAAACUGCAACAGCAACACAAGGAGCAGCUCAACAACUGCGUGUCUAAAAUACAACAGCAGCAUAAGGAGGAGCUCAACAACUGCUUGUCUGAAAUACAACAGCAACAUGAGGAGAAGCUCAAAUACCAGAGGUCUGAAAUGCAACAGCAACAUGAGCUAAAGAACGGUUUGUCUGAACUGCAACAGCAACACGAGGAGGAACUAACCCGUGUGUCUAACCUACAAAAGCAUGAGGAGGAGCUUAAAGCCCUCACCUUCAGGCAUAAAACACAAAUCGAACAACUGGAGACAACACAUAUGACAAAUAUGGAUACUCUUGAGUCUUCUUAUCUUACUGAGAUUCAGAAGAUCCGGGAUGAGCAUUCACAAGCCCUUGCUGACCUAGAAAUUUGUCUGUCUGAUCGUCUCCAAGAAAAAGAAAGGGAAAUGUUGGAAAAACUGGCAAAUGCUGAAAUGCACUGGCGUGAUCAGCAUCAACAGGAACUACGUCUCCUCCGGGAAAUUCUUGGAAAAGAGCUAGCUGCUGUUCAUAUGGAUAAAUUUCAAGCCAUGUCAAGGGAGCUUGAAGAAGCCCAUAUGGAGGAACUUGAUCAUCAGCGUUGUGUACUUGAACAGGAGAAAAUCCAGGCCCUAGAUGUCCUGCAAGAAGAAUUACAAAAAAUAGAGCAGCAGCACCAGAUUGCUCUGCAGGAGCUGCAGGGAUUGCACAAUGUAGAAGUUAAGAAAAUGAGUCUUGAAGAAACUGGAAAGCUGCAGCUGGAAAUUAGAAAGUUAAAAGAUGAAAUUCAGAAACAAGAGAUCCUAACUACAGAAUUGACUACUGAGCGCCAGGCCUUAUCUGCUGAACUGCAGGUUAAGGCAGAUCAGCAAUUGCAAUUUCAAGAGGAAAUUGAGCUGCUAAAGUGUCAGUCAGAAAUGUUGCUGGAACAACAAAUAACACAACUGAAGGAAGAAUUUGAAGUGGAGCGACGGGUUUCUCUGCAAAAGAAAGAAGAGCAGUUUACAAAAGAAGCAGAAAAGAUGCAGGCUACUCACCAGGUGGAGAUGGAUCACAUGACCGAUAAGCUGCAAGAAAAGAGCAAGCUUGUAUUGCAGUUACAGGAACAAAUCUCUUCUUUGACUAAAGAAAUGGAGAAAUCUGAUUUACAACUUGAGGAGCUCGUACAGAGAAGAGAGCGAGAGAACCAAGAAGGGGAUAACUUGGUGGCAAUGCUACAGUCUGAUGUAUCCACUGCCCAGCAUGAGAAAGCAAAGCUACAUGAUUCUUGUCGGCGCCUCCUUAAACUUUUUUCUGAUGUGUUGAAGAAUACACUCUCAACAGAAGAUCUCAUCUGCAAAAAAAUUGGUCUGUGUUUGGAUAGCAGCUUACCUCACCAGGAAAAUGUGGACAAAAAUGAUACAUUGGAAAAAACAUGGGGCACCUUUGCACUCCUCAAAUGCAAUGAUCUUUUGGAGAGGAAUGAUAAAAAUCGUUCAGAUUGUGAAACCAUGACAGAACAGAGUCUAAUGUCCUCAGAUGAGGGUUAUGAGGUUUCGGAGUAUCUAUGUGAAAGUAUGCUUGGUAACCUAGAGGUUGGCUUGGAGAAUGAGGAGAAGAUACUGUUGAUGAGCCAACGCUUACGUACUGCUGUUGAGCAACUGCUUGAAAUGGUUGCAGGUUCAACAACCCAGCUUGAAUUUGCCCAAGAAAUGCAGCAGAAAAUCCAGGAGAAGUUAAGAAGCAAUAAUCUAGAGAUGGCUCAAGUAGUUGUACAGAACCAAGAGAUGAAAAAACAGUUGGCAUUAGAGAGAGAAGCUAAGAACCAGCUGCAAGUGGAACUGCACAAAGCUCAAGGUCUUAUUGAGGGUUAUGCAGCUGAGAAAGCAACGCUGGAGAAAACAUUAUCAGGAAAGGAAAAUGCUGAGCGUCUUCUGGUUGUUGAGCUGGAGAAGUCGCGUGAACAACUGAAAGUUUUGUGCCAGGAGCCAUCUAUUUUAGGAGAAGAGAAAGCGGUUCUCCUUAAACUGCAGGAAGUUUUGUCCGGCAGCGUGAAAAAUGUUGAAGCAGAACUUUUAAAAGAAACCGAGCGAUUGGCCCAAGAAAAGAUUGACUUGCACUGCCAAGCGAAAAAGGAUCAGUCGAACCUACUAUCUCAGAUGAAAGUGCUUGAGAUGGAGUUUGAAGAGCAAAUGUCUCGCAACCAAGAACUUCUUAGGAAAACAAAUGAUAUGUCUGAUCUUCAGCAACAAAUUCAGUCACUGGAGAAGCAACUGAAGAACCAGAGACACUUUAUGGAUGAGCAGGCUGUUGAACGUGAGCAUGAAAGAGAUGAAUUCCAGCAAGAGAUUCAGAAGCUGGAGGAACAGCUUAAACUUGCAUUUAAAAAUCAAGGUGACUCAAGAGCCUAUGGGCUCCUUGACUGGCGUAUUCAGAUAGAGAAUUUGGAGGCUCAAGUAAAGGAGAAAGCAGAUGACUGCAACCUACUAUUGCAAGGAAGAGAUCAUCUUGAACAGCAGAUCACAGAAAGAAAUGAGGAGAUAGACAAAAUGCUGAUUAGAAUCCAAGAGCUAGAGCAGGCAGCACUGAGCAAUGCAGAUGCAGCCAAGAAAUGCACUCAACUAGAGGAAGAGCUACAUAAAUUGCACAAGACCCAGAAAGAAAUUCUGCAGGACAAGGAUGCUUUGCAAAAGCAGCAAUACAACAACGCUCUUCAGAUUUCUGCCCUUCAGUCAAAACUAGAUGAGGCCCGGCACAGAGUACCUUUGGCUGGAGAGUCUGAAAAUAUUUUAUUAAAAGAGCAGUUGCAGGCUGAACGUGAGGCUCUGCUCAUUAAGGAGAAGGAGGCUGAAAGUCUGGCUGAGCAACUGGAGCAAUUCAGAGAAGACCUGAUGAACAAAACCGAAGAGGUUCUUCAACUGAAUAUGCAACUAGAGGUCCAAAGCAAACAGAAUGAGUUGGUUGCACAUGAAUUUCAGGAGGAAGUUUUUCAACUAAAGGAAGACCUUUUUUCUUUGAAAGUCCAACGGGAUCAAGAAAGAGACAACUCUUCAUUAGAGCUUCCUCAGGCCUUGUUGCAAGAAAAGAACCAAGAAAUUGAUCAUCUUAAUGAGCAGAUCUUGCAGUUGCAACAGGAGCUGGAAAAGUUGACUCUACAGUCCAAGUCUUCAGAGGUAGAUCAGCUUGAGGAAUCACUGGUUGAACAUCUCCGUAGCGACCUGGAGAGGUUGCGUAAAGACAAGGAAGAGGAAGUAGAACAGCUGCACGAAGUGAUUGAGAAAUUACAGCAGGAACUGGUCCAACUUGGUCCCAACCGGCAUGAGGUUAGUGAUAGCCAGGAGAGCCUAGAUCAGCUGGGGCUUGGAGAGGUGGAGAAUCUGAAGAGUGAGCUGCGAAAAGGAGCUCGGAAACUGCACAAUGGAAGUUUGACUGAGCUUGAUCAAUUAAGCAAGGGGAAAGAAGACCUAAGAAAUCUUGAGGAAGAGCUGAUGAUGUACAAGACUGAGAUAGAGACUCUGCAACAAAACCUUGAAGAAAUUCAAGCUCAACACCAUGCUGAACUUGAAGUGUUGGGUCAGAAUCUGCACAACCUACAAGAGUCCACUAGACAGAAGGUCCAGGAAUUGAACUCUCUUGAAUUGCAACAUACUAGCCUUCAGGAAGAGCAUGAGCUUCUCAGAACGGUCUUGUCACAGAGAGAAUCAGAGGUUGCCAUCUUGUCCUCUCAGGUGCAGGAGAUACAAGACACUCUGCAGGAAAAUAAAGCAUUCUUGACUGAAAAGGAGUUGCUUGUACAGACCCUGCAGGAGCAAAGAACAGCAGAUGUAGCUGUAUUGGAAGAGCAGUUUGCACAAAAGUGUUUUUCUCAUGAGCUAGCCAUUUCAGAGCUGCAGGAAUUGCGUACUAACAAUGAAGCAUUAAAAGAGCUUCUAGAAAAAUCUUCCAAAGACCAAGAAAAGCACAGAGAAGAGGUAGAUAAUCUGAAUCCACAUCUGAACACAUGGGAAGAUAAAGCCAAAGAAAUCCAGGCAAUAAAAUCACAAGAAACUGAGAAGAAUCAAGUUAUCUCCGUAUGCGAAUCCGAUCAAGAUUUGGUUUCCUUGAAGGAGCAGCUGAGCACUGCUAAGGAAAUGCUAAUGGGGAAAGAAACUCAACUGCACAAUACACAAGACCUGCUGUCUAGAAUGAAGUGUGAGCUGGAAGAACUGCAUAUAGAAUGUGAGCAUAGAGAGACAAAGGCCCAGCAGGCCAUUCAGCAACUCAAGAGGCGGGAUGCUUGUGUGGUUGAACUGCAGUCUCAUUCUCAAAAUCUUGGAGCACAAGUGCAGAAGCUCCAAAAAACCCUGGAGUCUCAAGAGGUUACAAUUGCUAGCAUGUCUGAAGAGCUUCAGAAGCAGAAUAUGGAAGGCCGGUACAAUGUAGCCUCACACAUUAGAGGUUAUACUAAGCCCAGGAGCUUUACGGAAAGUCUAACAGACCUAAGUGACUGGGAUUCACCAGACAUGGUCCGGAAACAAGAGGAGCACAUUCACAGUAUGAGGGUUUUCACUCCUUUCUCUGAACUAAGCAUUGCUUAUAGCACAGAUUGUGAUCCUAUACCAUCAAAAUCUUCUGAGUAUCAGAAACAAACUCUUCAAUAUGAUCUUCUGGGAUCAAGUACACCAUCUCUCACUGGAAGCAACUACUCUGCACAAAGGACAAGUCCAGUUGGAGACACAGAACACAUCAUGGUAGAGUCGGAAACUGAGGAUGGAGGUACAUUCCGUAAUGACAAUAUCGUACAUGAACAGACCGACAAAAUGUUUUACAAUGAAGGCUACGAAACCGGUCGUAAACCAGAGAUGAUGCAGGGCAAGCUUGCUGGACUCGGUAUGGGUUAUUUGAGAAAGAGAGGAAUGUCAAAAAAUCUACAGAGUAUGCUGCAAAUGAUACACGAGGAGAGCUGUAAAAUCCUAGCCUUGUCACAGCGUCCUAUAGACCAAAUACCUGGUGAUCCUAUGCUGGCAGAUACCUGGCAGAAAGAUAAGCAGACUCUUCAAGAUGCCAUGCAAACACUUAGCAAAGCGUUGACAGAGGCUGCAUUGAAGCAGGAGAAGGAGUCUUCAGAUGUUGCUUUAGAUUGGAGGAAAGAAUUGUUGCAGAAUGUGCAGCGUUUAUUGGAAAGUGAGCGUGCAUACCUACGCCUGGAACUACAGUCAUGUCUCGGCAAUCAUGGCUCUGUGGAUGCAAGUUCCAUGUCAGAAACAAUGGAGCGUUUAAUAAAAGAACAGGAAGAGCAAAAGCAUCUUGUAAUGGCACACCUAUUGGCUUCUGACCGCAGUAGCCUUCUCUCUGAAAUUCAAGAUUUAAGAUCACAACUACGGAUGGCUCAUCUGCAAAAUCAAGAGAAGCUACAGCAGCUACAGGAGACUCUAACUAAUACAGAGGAGAAAGGAAGCAUAAGGGAGCACCAGUUGCGUAGGCAAGCGAAGUUACUGGAGUAUAAACUACAGCAGGAAGCUUCCAUUCUGGCGGAUCUGAAAGCCUCCUUGUCCCGAGAGAAAGAAAGAGCUAGUGAACAACGGCAACUUCUACUUGUGGAGCAGGGCUCAGUCAGUCAGCUCCGUACAGAACAGGAAGAAUGGCAACUUGAACAGGAGAAACUUCUAAAAACACAGACGGAACUCCAGAUGGAGAUAUCCAGACUAAGAGAGGAGCUGGAGAGCAAAGAACAGACUGUGUCUGUUUACAUGGAAAAAUUGCAUACUCAACAAGAACUGGGAAGUAAACGCUUGGAGGAAGAGAAAAUUCUUCAACAGCAGAGUCAGGAACGCUAUGAAAAAACUUUGCAGGAGUUGUCUGAAUCACUAGAAGAACUGCAACUGCAGAAUAACAACCUCUCUGCAGCUUUGCAACAUGAACAAACCUGCUGCAGCAACUUGAAGAAAGAUUUGCAGAUUGAGCAGUCUCGGGCUGAGGCACUUCUUGCUUUGGAGCAAAACAAACUGUCCGAGAUGAAACAAGAAUUGGCUAAAGAGAGGCAACAAUCGCAGAAAGUGUCCAAUACUUUAACACUUGAACGUAAUAUGUUGGAACAGCUUAAGCAGCAACACUCCCAGGAGCUGUCCCGGAAAGACCAGGAGAAAGUUCAGGAACACAAUGCAGCGCUCACACUGAGGAGCCAGUUAGAAGGGGAACGAAGCCGGGCAAAGGAUUUAGCUGCUAUGAUGGAAAAGACUCAACAACAAGCUAUCCAUGCAAAGAGACAGCUGGAAGCAGAAGUGCAAGCCAGUAGGGAAGAAACCCAGAAAGUACGAGAGACAAGCAUCAAGCUACGGGCUAUGCUGGAUUCUUUGCAGAGUCAGAAACAGCAGUUAGACAACACCUUGGAACAGCUUAGGUUCCGUGAGAGCAACCUGCAGAAAGAGCGGGAUCAGUACCAAGCACAACUUUUUAUUUACCAAGAAGAAGAGAGAUGUUGGGUAAAAGAAAAGGAGAAGGAUAGGAAAAGAGAGCAGCAGAAUGAGGCAAAGAAAGCUCAAGAAGAAGAGCGAGAGAAAAAGAUAUUGAGCUUGCAGCAACAACAUGACAGAGAUCAGCAUCGUAUCCAGGAACUGCAGCACAUGCUGGCAGAACUAGAGGAGCAAGAACGUGCUAUAGCUUCCCGCAAACUCCAGUUCCAGAAAGAAUCAUUCAGCCCUACCAAAAUAUUUUCUGAUAUUGACACAAUAUACACAAAGGGACUAGAAAAGGUUUGGCAUCAACUGUCCCAGAUGGUCCUCCAGGUGAGAGAAUGGGUAAUCAAGAACAUUGACAGGAAGUUGCCAAGCUACCCAGACGAGGAGGCGGUGACAUCUUUACUGGACACAUUAUCUGAGCUGAAAACCGAUUUAAAGAGAAGCUGUGGAAAGCCUUCGAGGCAAGUGUCGCAUAGUCUGAUGGAUGUUCUGCAAAGUGAGAAUGAGGAGUUAACAAAAUCUGUAACUGCACUUGCUAAGGACAAAAUGGAAUUGAAAAGCCAGCUAGCAGAACUGAAGAGACUUCAGCAGCCAUCUGAAAGACAGGUGCGCUCUAGUAGUGCAGUAGAACCUGUUUUUGAAGCCGAGCGGGCUGCAUGGCACAGAGAGAGGCGCCACUUGCAGAUUGCACUUAAACAUGCCGAAUCAGAACUAGCCAAGGUGACCUUAGAAAAUCAACCAGUUCCUGAUGUACCUAACUCCAAGCUACACCGGCUGCACAGGAAGUACCUGAGAGCUGAAAGCUUCCGUAAAGCUCUAGUUUAUCAGAAAAAAUAUCUAUUGCUUCUCCUGGGUGGUUUCCAAGCUUGUGAACAAGCUACAUUAUCUCUGAUUGCCCGUAUGGGAGUUUACCCGUCGCCUUCAGACCUGCAGAUUCCAGUCACUGAGAAGCCAGCCCUCACCAAGUUCCGAUCCGCUGUGAGAGCUGUAAUUGCAAUAUCCAGGUUAAAGUUUCUAGUACGGAAGUGGCACAAAAUAAAUAAAAAGGCUGUCCUAGAAGAUCCUGUAGUACAGACAUCUGCUGCAUUUAAGCAAGGGCCUCUCACUAGGACAGAUAUCUUACAUCAGCAGAAUAUUGGCAGUGUCCUUUUAAACUCCCCUCCCACAAAAGACGUGCCUUUGUGCCUCCGGCCCAGCCCCGUGUCAACAAGCAUCCACUCUCCAAAGACAACCCACUGGACUCACAACAGAAGUGGCAGCUCUCCUGCCCUGACUCCUGAACAACCUCAGAGCACAAGUCAUGAUCCAGAGCGCUCAAUCUCUGAGUACAUCCGACACCUAGAGCUGGUUCAGCAAAGAUUAGGUGGACUGCAGAAUGGUACCUCUCCAGAGCUCUCCAGAAACAAAUAUAUCCGAAAAUGAAAACAAAGUCUUCUUCAAUCUUCCCACUUGGAAAAAUACCAGCUUAUAUUUUCCUAUACAAUGUACACUUUUAUGUGCACUGAGUUUUUAGCACUUGUAAAAUGUAUAGUAGGUUUUAUAAAUAUAUAUAUAUAUUGGGAGUAGUAUUUCGCACAGUCACAGAAUGAAUACAUUACUGGACACACACACAGAGGAGAAAAAUACAGGGUAGCUGGUACUUUUUAUGUAAAGUUGAAUUUUGUACUAAAUAAACCUAUGUUUACAAA